UCCGCACAUCGUCAGCGUUUCCCAGUUCGCCAUCCGUUGGUGUGGAUGGCAGCGAUCUCUACCUCCGUCGCCUCAUCUUCCUCUCCCGCCCUCAAGCAGCGCAUGGUAAUCUCUCUCUCUCUCUCUCUAGCCGCCUAUUGUAAGUUGCUUCCCCUAGCGCAGCGAUCGCCCACCUUUCGCUGCUCGACCUCUCGGCGUGAUGGGAAGAGAGCCCCGCCGCUGCUGCAACUGGCCGUCGGUGGCGUCACGGAGAUCCUCAGGCUCCUCUCUCCCAAGAAACAGAGAGAUGAGGCGAAAGCCGCGGCGCAAGCACCUUCUUUGGCUCGUAGCGUAGAUGACGUCGUCCGAAUUCUUCGAGCGGAUUAUGAUCGUGCUUAUUUCCUUACAGGGGAGUUCACCUCCAACAUAUAUGCCGAUGAUUGCUUAUUUGAAGAUCCUACAAUCAAUUUUCGUGGCAGGGACCGGUACUCUCAGAAUCUGGACUUGCUCGUUCCUUUCUUUGAUCGCCCAUCCCUUAAACUUGAGAAUAUCGAGAAGGGUCAGAAUUAUGAAAUGAACUUCAUUCUGGCAACAUGGUGUCUAAGGACCUAUUUAAAGUUACCUUGGAGACCUCUCAUUGGUAUUAGAGGAACAACCACAUAUGAUUUAGGUGAAGAUUUCAAAAUCAUCAGGCAUGCUGAAAGUUGGAGUAUCUCUGCUCUUGAAGCAGUUGGUCAAAUAUUCAAACUGGGCUCAGUAGAGGUUGACGAGUAAGCUUUGAAAACCAAACGAUGCCACCGACACUUAGAUAGGAGCAGAGGCAACCAGAUUCGCAAAUGGAACCAAUAGGAGGCAAGCAAAAUGUUACAAGUACCGACUGCAGGUGCACUCAUUUCACAUUGUCAGAAUACGGUCCCUUCAAAUAAGUGAGACGAGGAGACAAUGAUGUAUAAAAAGACAAUACACGUGAGAAGGGAGCGAAGUAGUCCAUUCUAAUUUUGAGUUGUAAACUAUUGGUCGCGAAAAGACCCAACCCAACCCACACACACUCUUAGAAGGUAUCAUUUGGUAGGGAGGUUUGGAUUUAGGCUGUGAGUGAGAAGGCAGAGAUAGAAACUAAAUAGUCCGAAGUGUACCUGAUUUAGUCGGAGAAGGACAGGUGGUAAAACUGCGUGCCGGAUCGAGUCGGAAGUAUGCCUGGUGGGGCCUGUGGAUCACAUCACGUGCUACCGUGGCCCACUCUCCCAGCCGGUGGGCGCGGGCAUCGCGCAGCAACGAGCGGGCAGUCGAACGUGCGGAGUGAUGGACCGGCCUUGGAAUGCCGCGCCCGCUAGUCUCCGUUGCCGCACCCACGCCUAGCACUCCAUGUGCCCCGUUCUCUCUCUCUAGCAAAGCUAAGAAGAAGAGCAGGAGGGAGGAGGAGGAGGAGAUGAAAGGAGCCCUUGUUUUCUUCUUCUUUUUUUUUUUUCUUUCUACUGUUACUCUCUCUCUCUCUCUCUCUCUCUCUCUCCCACCAAACGCGAAGCCCUCGGCAGGAGAACAGUCAUCCUCUCUCAACAGUAAGACCUCGGCAAGAGAUAAGUACUCUCUCUCUCUCUCUCUCUCUCUCUCUCUCUCUCUGUGUGGUGGCAGGCCGGCAAGCUGGACUGCUUUGGACGUACCCGGAUGAGACAGCCAGCAGGAGAUGAGUUAUUUGGCGUCGUUUAUGAAGAAAGAGUCAGCAGCAGGAGCAGCAACAUGCACCCAAGAUCCGAAUCGAUUCGUCCUUGUUGGAAGGGAGAAAUCAUAUUAGUUUUCACUACCACACAAGCUAACAUAUUUCGUGAUAAUAUAUUCUCAUAAAGAGAAAACAAUUCGUGAUCAUGAUAAGCCAUAUGU
Messenger RNA from Musa acuminata AAA Group (dessert banana), 1857 nucleotides. RefSeq lists its product as uncharacterized. The record is from RefSeq and is a predicted model, not a curated record. The transcript has 8 exons. Lineage: Eukaryota; Viridiplantae; Streptophyta; Magnoliopsida; Zingiberales; Musaceae. The coding region runs from base 46 to 753 and encodes 235 amino acids.